UAUCAAGCUAGUUUCGAGUCUUCAGUCUUUAUUAGAGAACAAGCACCGAAAUCUGUUCUGCUAAGUCGGUUGAUUUCAGCGGGAUCAAAGUUUCCUUCUUCAAGUUCUCUUUUUCAAAUCUUUCUGAGUUGUUAAGAGUGAUCGUCGAUGGAGUCUCUUCUUUCUAGUGAAUCGGCGUCGGAGAGAACCCUGUCCCCGUACGUCACUGGCACAUCUGUGGUGGCAAUCAAGUAUAAAGAUGGGAUCUUGAUGGCCUCGGACAUGGGAGGUUCCUAUGGGUCCACUAUACGGUACAAAAGUGUGGAGCGGAUGAAGCCUGUCGGGAAACACUCUCUUCUUGGUGCUAGUGGAGAAAUAAGUGACUUCCAGGAGAUUUCGCGUUACCUUGAUGAGCUAAUCCUGUAUGACAAUAUGUGGGAUGACGGGAAUUCUCUUGGACCAAAAGAGGUGCACAACUAUUUGACCCGCGUUAUGUAUAACAGGCGCAACAAAUUUGAUCCAUUUUGGAAUUCUCUGGUGCUUGGUGGAGUGAAAAAAGGACAAAAGUAUCUUGGGAUGGUUAGCAUGAUAGGAGUGCAUUUUGAGGACAAUCAUGUGGCAACUGGUUUCGGGAAUCACCUUGCACGGCCAAUUCUUCGUGAUGAGUGGCGUGAAGACUUGAGUUUUGAAGAUGGCGUGAAGCUGUUGGAGAAGUGUAUGCGUGUGCUACUGUAUCGUGAUAGAUCUGCUGUCAACAAGCUUCAGAUAGCAAAACUUACUGAGGAAGGAGUAACAAUUUUCCCACCCUAUUCAUUGAAGACGUUCUGGGAAUAUACAGCGUUCCAGAACCCGACGGUGGGUGCCGAGGGAUCAUGGUAGCGAGCUAAUGAAGGCAUUUCUCUAUGAGAAUCUCAUGCUUGUUUGUGUUUUAAUUCAAUGUUGAACUCUUAAGCUUUGUUUGUGCUCUGGCCAAAGACAUUUGAUGGCAUUGGCUGGAUUUGUUCGGAUUUAUUUGGACGAAAUUUGAAUCAUAGAUGCUCCCUACUCUGUCGUUUUUCUUUUC
Molecule: messenger RNA, 1042 nt
Organism: Tripterygium wilfordii
Lineage: Eukaryota; Viridiplantae; Streptophyta; Magnoliopsida; Celastrales; Celastraceae
Product: proteasome subunit beta type-4-like
Exons: 6
Coding region: 148-858 (236 amino acids)
Cellular component (GO): nucleus; proteasome core complex; proteasome core complex, beta-subunit complex
Source: RefSeq, a predicted model, not a curated record